GGUAUUAUCCUAUCAGAAAGGAACAAAUUCGCGAUCAUGAUCUAUCAACAGGAUACUAACAGACUAUCUACGUCUCUGAAAGCGUCGUCAUUCGCCGCUUGUUGAUCAUCAUCCAUCAUCCGAAUCUUUCCCACUUACUAUAUAUAAGCUUUCAGCAAAACCGAACCACUGUGGUACUGCAUAAAAAAAGAAUUCUGCCAACAUCAUCUAGAUUCUUCUCCCAAGGUGCAAUCAACACGGUGCCGAUUUUGGAGGAUUUCCCCACCUUUAGAGCUUAAACUCGAACUACCCAUACCCAAAAAAAUCCCUUCAGAGAACAGAGAACAGACAACGAACAACACGCACGCAACCAGCCGAGCUCCUAGAAGCAACAUUGUGACUCGAUUUUACAUUCGAAGGCCUUCAUCGCAGACAUUGUCACUUCAGGAAAUAUACAGAAGGCUUUUUAAUCGCGGAUUCGACGCGAUUCACACAGGUUGCCCAAGAUGAUGUCAGGAGAGGCAUGGCUGUACCUGUUGGCGGUGCUUAUCAAUGCCGUCAAUCUGUUCUUACAAGUAUUCUUCACUAUCAUGUAUAGCGAUCUCGAGUGUGACUACAUCAAUCCUAUCGAUCUUUGCAACCGUUUGAACACGUACAUUAUCCCCGAAGCCGCGGUUCAUGGUUUCUUGACCUUGUUAUUCCUUAUCAACGGUUACUGGGUUGCGCUCGUUCUCAACCUGCCACUUGUGGCAUUCAAUGUUAAGAAGAUUGUCGAUAACGCACAUCUUCUUGAUGCCACCGAAAUUUUCAGAAAGCUCAAUGUCCACAAGAAGGAAUCCUUCAUCAAGCUCGGUUUCCAUCUUGUCAUGUUCUUCUUCUACCUCUACUCUAUGAUCGUUGCCUUGAUCCGGGACGAGUCGCAUUGACUUAAGAAUAACAUCGGCGACCGGUAUAGAGUGGAGGCAUAGGUAUAGCUAUAGGUUCUAAGGUCAAGGGCAGAGCUUGCUCGACGAGACGGAGCUGAAAAAUUACGAAAAAUGGGUGGCAGGUUUUACAUGUGCCAUGAUCUCUACGAUAUGUUAACUACGAAUGGUAUGGCUGAAUGAAUGGAUGAACGGUGGUAGUUUGGGUGUAAUGGUAGUGCUCUUUCCAUUGGUUUUGAGCCUGACAGGAAAACGGGGAGAGUUCCAUAAUGGGCGAGCUUCGUAGAAAGUUUCUUGUGGAUAGAUACCUAACAUGCUAUAAACGGCACGUUUUUUGAUAUGAAUGAAUCUUGUUAACUUGCGAUUAUCAAAUAUCAAAAAUCUCGCUUUCAUUAUAAUAUAAGCA
Molecule: messenger RNA, 1308 nt
Organism: Botrytis cinerea B05.10
Lineage: Eukaryota; Fungi; Ascomycota; Leotiomycetes; Helotiales; Sclerotiniaceae
Exons: 4
Coding region: 486-905 (139 amino acids)
Biological process (GO): endoplasmic reticulum to Golgi vesicle-mediated transport
Cellular component (GO): COPII-coated ER to Golgi transport vesicle; endoplasmic reticulum membrane
Source: RefSeq, a predicted model, not a curated record